This is a messenger RNA of Gossypium raimondii (Peruvian cotton), 1897 nucleotides long. RefSeq lists its product as uncharacterized. Lineage: Eukaryota; Viridiplantae; Streptophyta; Magnoliopsida; Malvales; Malvaceae. The coding region runs from base 436 to 1671 and encodes 411 amino acids. The record is from RefSeq and is a predicted model, not a curated record. The transcript is spliced from 4 exons.
AAUUAAUCUCCCUUCCCCCAAUAAAUUAGGGUUUGUUUUCAUUCUCCAAAAUCCCUCCGCAUUUCUUCACGAUUGCAUUUCGGUUUCCUUGAAAUCGUUUCUGUUUUGAUGGUGGUGACUCUCAAAAGGAACUGCUGAGGGUAUUUAUCAUGCUUGCACAAUGAAAUACAUUUUUUUAGCUUUACUGAUGAAGGUGUGUUUUGUGAUUUUUUAUAUUUAUUGAAGAUUGGGUCUCAAUGUCGAAAUGGUUGUGGGGAACAAAACAUAUGUUGAGGAUGUUGUGAUUCUUUGAGUUAUUUGUUGGAAAGCUUUGUAAAAGUCAAAAGCUUGUUGAGUUAGAACUUGUGAGGUUUACAAAAAAUAGCUAAGACGGGGUCGCUGUGUUGUGUGGCUGCAAGGCCACAUGGGUCAAAUGCAGCCAGUAGAGACUGGUCCAUGGGCCCUCAUGAGCCUUAUUGGCAAACUAAUACAAGUUUCUCGCCACCCCCUUCAAGAUGGGAUUUCCAUUUUCAACCCGAUGGGCCGUCAUACAGUUCACAUGAUGGGAGUCAAUUGUAUGAAUCUUCUACAUCUCCAAACAGCAAAGAAAGUAGGGGCUGGAUGAGGAGAAACUUUCUUUACAAUCAUCAAUAUUCUACAUCUGAUGGUGCUGCGCCCUUUUUAAGUAGUCCAUCUGACCUUUCUCAGGGUCCACAGUGGACACCUCCAGUAAUACAGGAAAUCACGCUUGAUGAUUAUGAAACUGCCAUGGCAAGAGAUCAUGUUGGCGGGCAGGCACCCUUCGCUUCUCUUGUUGAGGGGACUUCAACAAAUGCAGAUAGUGGGGUCUCCACUUCAUCUUAUUCAGACAGUAGUGAGUCUGAGCCCAUGGUCAAGCAAUGCUUGUCAUCUCAUCGCAACAUUUCAAGUCGGUAUUGCUUUAUGUCCAAAGCCAUUCACCCUUUGUCAUUCCCCAUGGAAACUCCUACCACAGGAGUGUUGGACUCUGCAGUUGCAGGGCUUUCUGAUGAUACGGCCACGCCACAAAGAGAUGGCCAUCGCUGGAGCAGUGCUAGCAGCAGCAAUGAUGUUGCAGAUAUUUCUGAGCCAUUUGAAUCUGUGAUUUUUGGUCGAUCAUGUGUCCCAUCUAAUGGUUUUAAAUGUGGUUUGUGUGAGAGAUUUCUCUCGCAGAGGUCGCCUUGGAGUGCUCGUAGGAUUGUAAGAAGUAAUGACAUGCCUGUUGCAGGGGUUCUUUCAUGUGGACACACUUUCCAUGCUGAAUGUUUGGAGCAGACAACACAGAAAGCUCGCAUAAGUGACCCUCCUUGUCCUGUAUGUACCAAGCUCGAAGAGCAAAAUUCUCCAGAGAAUCGAGUCUUCUCUAGGCUUAGGAAUAGUAUUUCACGGCUUAGAUCAUUUUCGGAGGAUGGACCAUCAAGGACUUGGAGCUGUGCACAGGUGGGAGACUGUGUUCAAGGGGCUUUGCAUCCACCCCAACGUAGUACAAUGCUAUUGCUUAACCAGAGUCGCAUGAAGAAAAAUCUCUUCGUGAAGGUUAAUUCGAGUAAAGAAUUUCCUGGGAAGCUGAGGAAAAGUAGUUCGCCAUCUUUGCAACUUUUUAGUGGGAAGUCAAUCGAUCAGGGUGCAGUCGGGUGCUCAAAGACGAUUGCGGGUCCAAGUGGGAAGAGGUAAGUAAGAUUAGUGUUAUGUUGGCCACAAACUUUGCAUAUAUCAAUUAAGGCUGAAUAGUUGGUGAAUGGACAUUUGAGUAAAAAAAAAUCGACUGGAAACUAGGAGAUGUUGUAUAGAUGUGAUUUUUGUGGAAACUAAGGGUUGAAAUCUGUUAAUUUGGUUUGUAUUAUACAAUCUAUUUAUGAUGGUGGAAGUGCUAAAUGUGGAAACCAAAAUUUCCUGAUUA